Messenger RNA from Toxoplasma gondii ME49, 930 nucleotides. RefSeq lists its product as hypothetical. Lineage: Eukaryota; Apicomplexa; Conoidasida; Eucoccidiorida; Sarcocystidae. The record is from RefSeq and is a predicted model, not a curated record. Bases 24 to 677 code for a protein of 217 amino acids. The transcript has a single exon.
CCCAGGCCGGGCAAUUGUUGAGGAUGCCCAGAUACAUACGUUGCAGCGCCAGUGGUUUGUCUCCUCUGGAAAGCGGAUAUCCCGUAGUUCCAUCAGUGACACUUCAAUUGGACAACAAAGUGGUUUUAUGUUCGUUAAAACGGUGGUCACUUUCCUCAGUUUUAUUAACGCGAGAGGUUUCAUGCCUUACGCCCGUUUUACCGGAUGGGUAUUCAUGUAAAGACCUUCGGGCAUAUUUAAGCUGCGAAUCCCACUGGAAUACAUCGCAGCGCUACUUAGGUUUUGUUUUCACAGAGAAAAUACACCGCAAGAGAUGCAGGUCGCAAUGCUUACACAACGCUUCAUGUCGCGGAGUCAAUCCUAUCGCCAGGAACUGCGAUUAUGACCGGCUCAUGCAAACGAGCUGUACGCGGUACCGACCUCUUGUUACUGAAGGGGAUGAUAGGGCUUCAGGCCUAAAGUGCGCUGGCGUUCUUAGUGUGAGUCUGUGGAGAAGGGUAGCACAGCUUUUUUCUCGAAAGGAUGUCGCAACACCCUCCACCACUGUGCAUUUCGUACGAGUCGCCAGUGGCUGUCUACAACGCUGCACCGGCUUAGCAACACGUCAAGAUGAAACAGACGUGGCUUGGCAACAACAAAUAGUGAAGGAGACUUGGCUUGGCAACAUAUCACGGUAGAGGCUUCUGGUAUCUUUAAUCCCCCCGUAAUUAUGUCCCCAAGAGCAAGCACGGAUAUACUUGAAGCUUUCCACUGAUUCCGGACCACAAAGACACCUAGUCACAGGUAACUGCUCACCAGGUGUGCGGAAGUAGGAGCCUUGCCUCAGCAGCUAUGAGGCUUCACAAGUGUAAUGUGCUAGUGGAAAACCUAGAAUGCACUCGUGCCGGCUCAAAAAGAUGAAGGCAGCAUUACAGACUCUGAAAUCGCGAC